AGUAAAGGAAAAUUGGGAAGGUCUUUGGUUUCUAAGAAUCAAAGCAUUCUGUUUCCCUUGUUAUCUGAUGGAGAAGGAACGAUAAAUUCAACUGAAGAAGCUUAGAGGAAAAUGGCUCCAGCUAGCAAAUCCGACAAGAAGGCUGCUGUUGAUGCAGCCUCAUGGAUGUUCAAUGUCGUGACUUCCGUUGGGAUCAUCCUUGUCAAUAAAGCCUUGAUGGCCACUUACGGUUUCAGCUUUGCCACUACAUUAACUGGUUUGCACUUUGCCACAACCACCUUGAUGACCCUUGUUCUCCGCUGGCUAGGGUAUAUCCAGCCCUCCCAUCUACCACUAUCCGAUCUUUUAAAAUUUGUCCUCUUCGCUAACUUCUCCAUUGUUGGAAUGAACGUGAGUCUAAUGUGGAACUCUGUGGGAUUUUAUCAGAUUGCAAAAUUGAGUAUGAUCCCUGUAUCCUGCCUUCUUGAAGUUGUCCUGGACAAGAUUCGAUACUCUAGAGAUACAAAACUUAGCAUAUCAGUGGUUUUGAUGGGUGUUGGAGUAUGCACUAUCACUGAUGUGAGUGUUAAUACUAGAGGCUUCAUUGCCGCCUUUGUGGCAGUAUGGAGCACUUCUCUGCAACAGUAUUAUGUACAUUACCUUCAAAGGAAGUAUUCACUUGGAUCUUUCAGCCUACUAGGCCAUACUGCACCAGCUCAGGCUGCUUCCCUGCUAUUGUUGGGGCCAUUUCUGGAUUACUGGUUGACAAACAAAAGAGUUGACACCUAUGACUAUAAUAUAGUGUCUGUGUUGUUCAUCAUGUUGUCAUGCACAAUUGCAGUAGGGACCAACCUUAGCCAAUUCAUCUGCAUCGGCAGAUUCACAGCUGUGACCUUCCAAGUACUUGGUCACAUGAAGACUAUACUUGUCUUGAUUUUGGGAUUCAUCUUCUUUGGGAAAGAAGGUCUGAAUGUACAAGUCAUUCUUGGCAUGGUCAUAGCAGUUGUGGGGAUGAUCUGGUAUGGCAAUGCAUCGUCUAAACCAGGAGGUAAAGAGCGUCGGACUCUAUCAAUACCUAUCAGUAGACCGCAAAAACAUGGUGGGAUAUCUGAAGCCAGUGAACUUGAUGGGAAAGUCUAGACUUAACAGAAGAUGAUUGUUUGAUUUCUGUAACCUAAUUUACUUUUGAAGCUUAGAGCCUUGCUUUCAUCAAAUUUUUUUUUCUUUUAAAUUUUGAGUCCCCAUUUUCUUCUCAUGGAUAGGAUGCAGAUUCCUUAAGUCAUUCCUCUUUGUUAAAUCAUUAUUUAUAGUAAUUUAUUUUCUUCC
Molecule: messenger RNA, 1305 nt
Organism: Telopea speciosissima
Lineage: Eukaryota; Viridiplantae; Streptophyta; Magnoliopsida; Proteales; Proteaceae
Product: UDP-rhamnose/UDP-galactose transporter 6
Exons: 5
Coding region: 112-1119 (335 amino acids)
Cellular component (GO): Golgi apparatus
Molecular function (GO): antiporter activity; UDP-galactose transmembrane transporter activity
Source: RefSeq, a predicted model, not a curated record